Messenger RNA from Saccostrea echinata, 2512 nucleotides. RefSeq lists its product as uncharacterized. Bases 4 to 2370 code for a protein of 788 amino acids. The transcript has a single exon. The record is from RefSeq and is a predicted model, not a curated record. NCBI's taxonomy places the organism in Eukaryota, Metazoa, Mollusca, Bivalvia, Ostreida, Ostreidae.
GUUAUGAAAAAAAUCUACCACAUAAUUUGUAGUUUGGUAGUCCUCCAGGCAGCCUUAGCUGAAGAGGACGCAAGUGAAGGGACACAAGUAACUCCCGGAAAUACAGAUGUUUGUCCAUACUGGGACUACACUUACCCAUACUCUAGUGGAGUAGACUCCGCAUGUUGGUUUUCUGUGUCAGCAUCAACCAAGGAAAGGUUUCUUCACGAAGUUGCACAGCACUCAUAUAGUCUUGUAAAUUUUGCGCUCCGCUUUGAGAACGUUCCCCGUCAUCAAAUCAAUGAAACAAAAUGUGUUAUACAAGGCAACAAAUGGACAUGGACAUUUCCUGGACCCAAAGGUUCGAGGCAAUACCUAAACUGGCCGUUAGGAUACCGGGUCUGGUCUCUUGGUCUCUUAGAUGUAUACGCUCUGGAAAAUUUUUCUGUUCCAUUAAGAGUUAAUGGAAACUGUCAAAUCCAAUAUGGCGCCAACGAGACAACACAGCGGAUUUCUUUAGCUCUAGCCAAUCUUACAGAUUAUCUUGUAUCUUAUACUAAAGAUGGCGAUGUUAACGACAUGGUGGAGAAUUAUAAUCAGAGCUACUGGUGUUACAGAGAACGCAUAUUCAUUAAGAGCCAUGCACUUUAUUUGCUCUGCCUCAAUGUCAUUUGUCCCCUGGAAGCAAUGGGUUAUCGAUGUUGUCGUUGGAAGUGGAAUUUCUUGGAGAAGACACGAAUCUUGGAGUGCUCUGGAACAUACCUGAAAUACAGAAAAAUCGGCUGGAAGUUACCAUUUGUUCUUGGUCUGGUUUUAUACAUGUAUUUUCCUCUUAUUCUAGUGUGGUUACUGAAAUACGUCCAUGAAAUCACACACAGUGGUAGAUCUAAUUAUCAUGAACUCCAAAACUUUCCAAGCAGUGAUAUGGAAAGUCAUAUUCGAUUAAUUGGAAAGAAGGAAAGUUGGAUUUUCUACAAUCCUAUACAUAUUGGAACCAUUGUGACGAGUAUUUUUAAAUAUUGUUGUGUAAAAUGCCCGAUUUGGACUUCCAGAAUUGUUAGAAUCACUUUCUUUUUCGUAAGUAUAUCAAUCAUCGCUCUGAAGGUACUGCUGCAUGGACUCAUGCAAUACAACGAUAUAGUUGCAAGUGUAAAAAAAGGUGUGCCCAAUGAUUUUCAGUCUAUGUUAGCGGGAUACGAGUUAAGCAGUAAAAAUUUUCUUCGAGUGUUCGGGGGACCUUUUCUAGCAUGUUUGCUAUAUGCCGUGUGUUUCAUAUUAAGUACAUGCGUUCCCUCCGAUUUGGCAACAUUUCUUGCAAAAGGAUUAGUUGAGAACAAAAAUAAAAUCACAUCUCCUCUGAAAGUUGAUGCAUUUGUUCGAGUGAAAUUUGGUGCCAUGAAAACAACGGAAUCUAUUAAUGGAUAUGAAAAAAUAUUCCGUUUCUUCUUAUCGCAAUUUUUUAUGGUUCUGAAUCCAUCUUUUUGGAAAUUUGCUGUAAUCACACAGAUCAGGCGCUGGAAUAAGUACAGUCUUAACGCAUGGAGGAAAUCAGCAUUUAUCGGAAGAAUAUUUCUUUUCAUAGCACCUCUGUAUGUUUUGUUUUCUGUUUUGGAACUAGCGUUAUGCCUUUUGCUUUAUGGAAUUCCAUUGAUUAGUUUCAUUAUGACAAUAGCACGCGCAUACGUUAUUGCACCUUGGCGGGAUCUAGAUAUCUGUGUCCCAUUAAAAAUCAUAUGCUGUCUUUUUGCGUUUUGUUUUGUGGCAUUUAGCAAUUACAUGUUCAGUAUAAUUUUUGUCGAUAGCUUCGUCUUCAUUUGUGGAGUGUUUGUGUAUACAUACACUGGACUAUUUGCCCAUCCAGAGGUAACGUACGGAUACCUUAUAUUUUCUUUUACGGUCCUUAUGUACAUGUUCGACAGUCUUAAUGACAUUUCUAAGGUUUACGAUAAUAUAUUCCUGCAUACCAGAAAAAUAUGCAAGAAAAUACACAAGUAUGGUCAAUAUCCAGACACAUCUUUGUUCAAAAGGGAGGAAGAAUGCAAAGGCAUCCCGAAAGAUCUUUUCUUUUUAAUUGUGAAGAAGUACAGACCAAUAAGACAGCAGAUUUUUAUCUCCUUGUUAAAACUCAGCGUUAUUGUUCUUAUUUUAUAUAUUUCUGUGGAUCUCUUAUUUGAAUUUUCCGCCUCUAAGAACUUAAGUAUACUUACACAAGCUGCAGCCACAAUUAUUGUAUGUCUUGUACCAAAGGUUUUAGGAGACUCGUGUUCCAUGUUUAAGAAACGAAGGCAUCACAGUCAGUCGCAGGAAAUCAAAAGAAUCAUACAUGCAUAUUGUCAUCCCUCCAGAGAGGUCGACGCACCAGGAGGUCCAUCAAAUUUAGAAGUUUUAUAGAUGGUGUUCCAUUUCUUCUCGGCAGCAAUUAUUACGCUAUAUACUGUAGUAUUAUGAAUUGUUCUUAUAGUUUAAUCCGUGAAAUUAAACCACAAAUUCAAUUUACUGGCAAAAAUCUCAUUAAACUCUCAAUUAAUAAAGA